Messenger RNA from Lactuca sativa (garden lettuce), 1385 nucleotides. RefSeq names its product 2-oxoglutarate (2OG) and Fe(II)-dependent oxygenase superfamily protein. The record is from RefSeq and is a predicted model, not a curated record. NCBI's taxonomy places the organism in Eukaryota, Viridiplantae, Streptophyta, Magnoliopsida, Asterales, Asteraceae.
CAAAAUCAGGAUCAUCCCUUUUGCAGCCCUAGGGCCAUUUCUAGUUGGGAAGCCUAUGACACAGCGAAGGAUUCCAAUCAUUCCAUAAGGUAAAGUGAAGUGUCCGGAACGCCGACGACCCCUUCCCGCUUUCAACCUCGCCGGAGGAAGUUCUUGCUACGCGAAAGACUAACGAAUUCUUUCUAAUCGGUUAUUUAGUGUGUACAAACGUUUUAGUUUGUUGGUUUGAAAUGGAAGUUGUCGGUGCACCGAUCCGAGUUCAAUCUAUUGCAGAGAAGGAUCUAAAACUGGAGGUGCCGCCGCAGUAUAUACAACCGCCGGAGAACCGACCUAGCAAGCCGAGUAACGGAAACGCCACUGAUCAUAAAAUCCCUAUGAUCAACCUCGGUGGCGAUAGGGAUGUGAACCUCCUAUGUAAAGAGAUCGGGAGCGCAUGCUCAGAGUGGGGCGCCUUUCAUGUAAUUAACCACGGUGUUUCCACCACGCUGCUGGAUCAAAUAAGGAAGGUCGGAUCCUCCUUCUUUGAAGACUUUCCGAUGACGGAAAAGCUCCGGUACGCCUGUGAUUCCACUUCUCCUGCUUCUGAAGGCUACGGAAGCCGCAUGCUAGUUGCCUCCGAUGAUGCAGUCCUUGACUGGAGAGAUUACUUUGAUCAUCACACUUUCCCUCUUUCUCGACGUCAUCCUUCUCGGUGGCCGCAUUUCCCUCCAAAUUACAGGGAAGUAAUUGGGGAAUACAGUGAUAAUAUGAAAGUCCUUGCUCUAAAACUUUUGGGCUUAAUCUCCACAAGCUUAGGCUUAUCAUCUUCCUUCAUUGAAGAAUCCAUGGGAGAAGUAUACCAAAACAUCACCGUGAGUUACUACCCAUCAUGCCCACAGCCUGAGCUUACACUUGGCUUGCAAUCUCACUCCGACAUGGGAUUCAUCACCCUUCUCAUUCAAGAAAACGUUGCAGGUCUUCAAGUAUCCAAGAAUGAUGGUUGGGUAACUGUAAAUCCUGUAUCUCAUGCAAUCUUUGUGAUCUUAGGUGAUCAAACAGAGAUCAUAACAAAUGGAGUUUAUAAGAGUGCUGUGCAUAGGGCCAUAACAAAUGGUGAAAAAGCAAGGCUUUCGGUUGCUACAUUCCAUGAUCCUGCAAAAACAGUUUCAGUGUCACCAGCACCAGGAUUGCAGCCACCUCCCAAGUAUCAUGAAGUUGUAUAUGGUGAUUAUGUUCAAUCAUGGUAUACAAAAGGUCCAAAUGGUAAAAGGAACAUUGAUGCUCUCCUCAUUUGACAUAACAUCUGUUAAUCUUGAUGGUAAUUGUUGCAAUGUUUGGCAAUAUCUGGUUGAAUGUUCUUGGAUGAUGUAAGUCUUUCAUAAUCUGAUUCAAAUUUUAUCUUUCAA